Molecule: messenger RNA, 2485 nt
Organism: Bacillus rossius redtenbacheri
Lineage: Eukaryota; Metazoa; Arthropoda; Insecta; Phasmatodea; Bacillidae
Product: protein O-linked-mannose beta-1,4-N-acetylglucosaminyltransferase 2-like
Exons: 2
Coding region: 340-1323 (327 amino acids)
Biological process (GO): protein O-linked glycosylation via mannose
Cellular component (GO): endoplasmic reticulum
Molecular function (GO): protein O-acetylglucosaminyltransferase activity
Source: RefSeq, a predicted model, not a curated record
AGGGAGGGAGGUAGAUAUUUGUAUAGUGCGGACUAGAGUCGGUUUAGCACCGUUGUGAAUUAAAUUAGCUUGUGUGUCUUGUUGUUACUAUUUGGUAAUAUUGAAAAAUGUGUAUCUACUUACAAUCUGGCAUAUACUGACGAAGGAGAAAAUGGACCUUUUCAGAACUUGUAUAGUCUGUUUUCACACACGAAGCCCGUGCACUUACACAAAGAAGAGAAGAAUACAUUGAUUUGUUUCGAUGAAUGUCGAACUGGUAUUGUCAGAGACAGUGUUUGGUAUCAAUAUGGUUUUGGUAAACCACAAGGACCUGUUUCAAAUACAAAACUUACCGGAGAAAUGGUGAGAAAGUUUUCUGUUUUCAUUAAGAAAAAGCUACUUGACAAUGCAGUAAGAACUACGAUGUACAAAAGUGUGUUGGUUAGUAGAAAAAUUAAUAGAAAAAUAUUAAAUGAACAUUUUGUUAUAGAGUCAGUAAAAAAUGCAGUUAGGAGUAACUUUCCGGAAAUGAGUGACAAAAAAUUUUACAGUGUAGAUCUGACGGUCAAUCGUACUGGUGAUAUAGUGUCCUUGUUGGCUGAAUCAAAAUUGCUUGUUGGAAUGCACGGAUCUGCAAUGAUAUUGAGCAUGUUCAUGGAACCUGGUUCUGUAGUCAUUGAAAUGUUUCCCUAUGCAAUAAAUGCAAGUCACGUUUCAGCCGUUCGGAGUCUCUGCAACCUGAAAAGUUUAGGACUUGUAUACAGGUCGUGGACUAACAUGGAAGAGAGUAAUUCUGUUCCCCACCCUGAGUCUCCCCCUCUUCUCGGAGGAAUUGUACAUCUCUCGCCCGAUGAGCAGCAGCAUGUCAGGUCCGUAUACCCGGUGCCGGCCGUGUACUGCUGUCACGAUCCCGCAUACUUGUACCGAAUGUUCCAGGAUACGAUUGUCGGGGAUGGUUUUGUCGAGGUGCUGGGCAGUGCAUUCCAAGAACUAAAAAACCUGUCAGAAAGAAGAAGUAGUGUAGAAUUUGAAAAGCGCUGGAGGAAGUGGUACUUCCCAGCAGAGGUUACAGGCAUUGGCUGUGACAUUGGUGCAGACAAGAGGACGGUGCGGUUCACUUGGAUGCCACCGGUGAACGUCGGUGCCUGGGAUGUCUUGACGUACAAGCUGGCGGUCGUUGGAGCAGGCAUGGCGCUGCUGACACUCGUGUCAUCACAGCCCUGGCUCUCAGUCAACUUGCCACCUGAUGUUGCUGGAGAUAUUCACCUCAACAUCUGGGUGAAGAGUGAGGUGAAUAGUUCAGAGAGUGCAGAUGUUCAUUCACUCUGCCAUGUUCGUGUUUAGUUUGCUAAUUUUCAGAACUCUUUUACCAAAAUCAUUGUUGUUUGAGUUGGAGUUCCAGGACCAGUUCUAUGCAACUCUCUGAACCUCUGUGUCUGGUACUCAUAAAACUAGAAGCACAUUCUAACAACAUUAUUAAAUACUUUCUUAUUUGUGUAGGUACUUCUUCAGUUUUUAUUCUUUACUCUUCCUUCAGUUUCUAAGUUGGAUGUCUUGAAAUUUGUUCAGUGAAUUGAACAAUUUUUUUUUCUUCCAGCGAUUAUAAACUUGCAUGCAUGUUAUGAAUAGAAAGGUAGAGUUUUGGAUAGUGGCUGUAUGAUGAUCAGUUUGUUUGAUUUUAAUGUCUUUUUUGGGUAUCCUUAAGAAAUAUUUUAUUUAUAAAUUUUUGUAAGCGUGUCGUAAGGCUCUUUUAAUAAGUUUUUCUAUUUAUGUAGUAUGUAAGUACAAGUAGCAUCGAGUCAAUUAUGAUUCUAGAAUCUGCAGAUCUCACUGAUUCCAAUGAUAUCUAAGGAUCCAGAAUCCAAUGGUUUUUGCAUCAAAGAUGUUCAGUUUUACCCCUAAAGUGAAAAUUUGAGAUUUGGAGUGCUGUGUAAUUAAAAUAGGAGAUUUAAAGUUACCUAAUUUGCCAAUACCUUAUGUAUUUAAUUCAAUUCAAUCUAAUAUUUACAAAAUUUGAUGGAAGAAUGUGGUGGUGUUACAUUUCAUAAAAGUAGGAUGUUUUUGUUAUGAAUUGUUGUGCAUUGAAUAUAACCUAAUUUUAAAGUCAAUAUUUUUGUGUAAGUACUGGUCAAGGUGGCCUCUGCUGGCAAAAUGAAAAUUAUAUUUUUUCCAAAGGUUUUUCAGUUGUCUCACUGAACAUUCAGAAAUAUUAUUAGUACAUGAAGUACAGUAUUAUGGUACUGGCUUCAGUAAGUCAACGAAGAGAGUUAUUACAGUUAUAGCUGUAGAAACGUUUACGAGUCCAGUCUCCACCGUCCCUAUAGCUGUACUACUUCAAACAGAACCUUGCAUGGUCAUUUUACAGUGUGUGACUAUGCACCAGAACACACCAGUGAUGUGUAACAUAUAACCUCGGUAACAAGCCUUCAAGGUUUAUAACUCAUGAGAGAGCGAUGUAAACGAGUUGUGUAUGUAUUUAUUCAUAAGAAUAAACAAUAUAAUCAAA